AGCGCGGGCCCCAGCAGUCUCGGCAGCCACAGCCGCUGCGGCCCGGACAGCCUCCGCCGCGGUCGCCGCUUCUGAUGCGCCUGCCCGCUCCCGGCCCCGCGGCUCCGGGAGGAUGUGGGUCCUCGGCAUCGCGACAACUUUUUGCGGACUGUUCUUGCUUCAAGGCUUUGCGUUGCAAAUCCAGUGCUACCAGUGUGAAGAAUUCCAACUAAAUAACGACUGCUCCUCCCCCGAGUUCAUCGUGAAUUGCACGGUGAACGUUCAAGACAUGUGUCAGAAAGAAGUGAUGGAGCAAAGCGCAGGAAUCAUGUACCGCAAGUCGUGCGCAUCCUCGGCCGCCUGCCUCAUCGCCUCGGCUGGGUACCAAUCCUUCUGCUCCCCAGGGAAAGUGAAUUCCGUGUGCAUCAGCUGCUGCAACACCCCUCUUUGCAACGGGCCCCGGCCCAAGAAAAGGAGCAGUUCUGCCCCAGCCCUUCGGCCGGGGCUCCCCGGCACCCUCGUGCUCCUCCAAUUAGGCCUUUUCUUGGCACACUGCUGAAGCUGAAGGAGAUACCAGCCCCCUCCUGCAUCGUUCUUUGGGCCCACCUUCCCCCAGCCCCCUGAGAUUUGUCUGGGUGUCCUUUGAUGCUGGGUGGCGAGAGGAAUCCGUGUUCUCUUUCUUUCAGUUCCUUGGCAAACAAUGGAAGAGCUCAGUGUAAAAACAAAACUUUGUGAGCUCCGGACGCAUUCAGUUUGACUGAAUUUUCAGUGUGUCCUUAAUGGAAGGAAGGAGGAGGAAUGGAUACAGAUGGGCCAACUCUCAGCGUUGAGGCCCGGUUGGCGGCAGCAUUCGCCCUCAAGUGACACUUGUAAGCGGCCAUCUGCUUUCUUCCCAGGCCCGUCUUCCACCCCGUCCCUGAUGAUGGGCGCACAGUUAGUUUGUUUUGGCACCGCUGCAUGCAGGUAACCGUCGCUUUCGUGUGGGGAGGGCCCGUGGGCGCUCCAGCUUCCCUUCCUUCCUUGACAGACAGUCACACUUCAUGCUCCUGGAAGCCAUUUUCGGUGGCAGGGUUGGCAGGUUUCACCUCCGAGCUGGGAUCCGGUGACUCGCGACUCAGCUGCUGAGGCUUAGGUUCGGGCUUGGCCUCGCUCUGAAAAGUGCUUAGGAAAACCUUGUUAGUUCUCCUUGCAGAGGAACUGGGCUGGGAAGCCAGGAAGAUGAGCGGGCGGCGCGCGGAGCGGGCACCAUCCGCGGCGGAGGCCACGUGGGCGCGCAGGCGCUUCUCC
This is a messenger RNA of Globicephala melas (long-finned pilot whale), 1266 nucleotides long. RefSeq names its product LY6/PLAUR domain containing 1 (gene LYPD1). Gene Ontology annotation, molecular function: acetylcholine receptor inhibitor activity. Gene Ontology annotation, biological process: acetylcholine receptor signaling pathway. NCBI's taxonomy places the organism in Eukaryota, Metazoa, Chordata, Mammalia, Artiodactyla, Delphinidae. The record is from RefSeq and is a predicted model, not a curated record.